AUGAAAAUAGCAGCGGUACUUCAAUUGACCUGGAAGCCAAUUGCAUUCAGUCCCUUUACACUGAUUCUUGCCACGCUAAUGGCAUGGUCACUCAUUGCCCUUCUGCAAGUUCUCCUCGUGAUCAGCGAGAGAAACGGGGGCGUCAUUCUCGCAUCCACAAUUAACGAUAUUGGGAUUGGGAAAUCGUUCGAGUAUCUCUACUUGCCCACCAUCAUCGCGCUCGUUUUCAGCAUAUUCUGGAAUUGGAUUGAUUUGCAGGUGAAGAGGCUGGAGCCGUAUCACCAGCUUAGCCAGCAAAAUGGCGCUUGGGGCAAGGAUAGUCUGCUGAUAAGCUACCCCUUUGACUUUUUGCCGUUUGUGCCAUGGAGCGCCUUCAGAAGCCGGCACUGGGCUGUGUUUUGGGCUAGCAUCUGCGUCAUGCUCGUCACAUGGGGCCUGGUCCCUCUACAAGCGGGUAUUUUUGCUACCGAGAUAGUCACUCGCACCGCAUCCGUCUCUUUUGCGCGAUCCAAUACCUUCAUGCCUGCGAGCGAGCAGCCGCUCAAUAUUACCGGUCGAUACAUCCAGUCUGCCCAUGGCAUCAUCUGGCUGAACGAAACGCUGCCGCCUUACAUGACACGCGAGUACAUGCUGGCACCAUUCCAGUCCAAAGCAAGCAUCAUGGCUGCAGCCACAAAUAUCACUUGGACUUCAAACACAACGCUCUACAGUCUGGACAUGACAUGCGAGACUCCCAAGCUGAGCCCAACGACAGAGCAGAAAUCAGUGUAUACGAGUAGUAACGGCUGCGGCCUCGCUACCCGCUACUACGCGACUCUCGGCAACGAGACGAUUGGGCCGAAUCCCUCGUUCCAGAACCAGACUGUGUACAACACCAAGGAGUUUUCCGCCGUGUACAUUGGGUAUUACCAGACGGAUUUCGCCGAUUACUACCUGCAGGGGCUGUGCCCGGAGACUGCCAACCAUACCUUCAUGGCCAUGUACACUCGCAACAAACGCGCUGCCGACGACCUACCUCAGCCCGUCACAAGGCUCUACUGCACACCGUUCUACUACCAACAGCCCGUCAGCGCAACCAUUGAAGCCGCCACCCAACGACCGCUUAGCGUGACGCCUACGGGCGAAAAAACACCCCUUCCAGCAGACUUGUGGAACGCGACGUUUUUCGAGUACCAGAUGAACGAGGGCAGAAGCAACGUGCACCCGCAGGACUCACUGCCCCUCAAGUUCUGGCCCGACCAGACGGAAACAGUAUCGACGCUGAAUCUCAGCCUGGGCGUCGAAAGCACCGUUCUAAGCAGCAUGGCGGGGUUCUCGGUUGGCGCUACAAAUCAUACGCUGGAAGAACUGGUGGACCCAGAGGCACUGAGAAGCGCAUAUGAAGCUACUUAUCGCAUCAUCUUCGCAAGGUCCAUGGCGGAGAUUCUGCAUUACGACUUUUCUUCUGCUACGGCGUCGACGCUGAACGGAACUGCGCAAUACAAGGUAGCAGCUGUAGUUGUUGUGCCCGUCUUCACGUACAUUGUGGAGGGGUUCCUGGGCUUGAUAUCUCUGUGCAGCAUAGCGCUGUUGGUCAUUUCGCUGCGCCGGAAGUGGAAUCUGCAUUCUGAUCCGGCGACCGUCGCUAGCGUCAUGGCGCUUGUGGCCGACAACCCGGCUUUGUUGGAUGAUUUUGCGAAGCUGGGCCGUGUCAAGAUGGACGAGUUUAGCGAGUACGUCAAGAACAAGAAGUUUGUGCUCGAGAACAGCGAGCGAGGCAAUGUCAUCGCCGAAGCAGACAACUACGAUCCGUUGGAUAAUGAUACCCACGGCACUUUGCAGACUGAUUUGGACGAAGCCCAGAUAUCGAAGCCUGUACGCCCAAAGGAAUUUCGGUCAUUCAUGGUUGUGCCUUUCGUUAGUUUGCUAAUUGCACUUGCAAUAUCCCUGGGGGUGCUGUUGGCAAAGAACCAGCCUUAUGGUAAGCAUGCACUUGCUGAGUGUACUCUUAUGAGGCAGAUUGUUGAGAACUACAUCCCCACGGCUCUGGCAACACUGAUUGAACCUGUUUGGAUCUUGAUCAAUCGCUUGCUAUGUCUGCUACAACCGCUAGAGGAGCUCCGCGGAGGCAAAGCAGCGGCGUCCAGGUCAAUUGACGCCGAUUACAGUUCGCUACCACCCCAGCUUGUAAUGUUUAAGGCGUUGCGCUCGUCGCAUUUCAAGCUGGCUGUGGUGUGUUUGAUGGCAUUGCUGGCCAACGUUCUUGCAGUUGCCUUUUCAGGCGUGUUUGAAGAGCGUUCAAUCAUAGUUCCGGAAAACCUGUCGUUUGUCCCCCCGUAUCAGCAUAAGUUUGUAUCGAUCAACGGAACCGUGGGGCCGAACAUGCCUGCGCAACAACAAUUAACAGUCAAACCUUCUGGUGCCUACACUGGUGGUUUAGGGUCUAAUCAGUUCCUCGUUGCUGAAUCAAACUAUACGGCAGGAACACCACUUCCAGCAUGGACCGACAAUCGAUUCAUGUACAUGCCCUUCGUAGACGAAGACCUCUUGAAGCCGAACAAGACAGAAGCGCUGCAGGCACAAACAACUGCCAUCGGAGGAGAGCUCGAAUGCCAGCUAGUUGAAGCUCAGGAUUGGGCGGCCAGUUGGUUCAGCGAGUUGCCUGGGCUAUCCAACUUGAACAUCUCCGUAGCUGUCGGUGGCACAACGUGCGCAAGGACGAAUGUCAUGGUAAAUCUAGGACCCAUCGAUGCGGAUAGGACGACCCCGAAGUGCCAGAGAGGAAGAGUUGCUGUGGAAUAUACUGGCACGCUCGAAGCACGUCCAAGUGCCCCCGUAACCGAGCAUAACUUUUGUGCUGAGUUGGCGGUUUUGGCCUAUUUCCGAGAUACGGACAUCUGUUCGCGAGAUACGACGACUCGGAUCGACAAGAAGAACGCAGUGGUCUUUGGGUGCCGCUCGCGCCUAGUUGGUGGUCAAGGUGAUGUGAUAAUCGAUGACAGUGGUCGGAUUCAGGGCGUCUCCCAAAGGAAUGUGACAUCGGAUCUGCCCGAGAAAUUUCUGGAAAAGCACUUCAGUAACGAUGCGUCCAAUCUCCUACGCCAAGGCAACACGUACCUCCUGCCCCAAUUUACGACUCCCGCUUGGCACAACCAAUCGUAUGCCAACGACUUCAUGAACUACUUCAUGAUCAAACAGGGUGGUCACAGACGCCUUACCGACCCAACACUACCGCCUCCUUCGCUUGACGAACUUACCCAAAACUUGUAUCCGGUGUACAGCAAGCUCUUUGCUAUUUGGCUCGGCAUCAACAAAAGAAAACUGUUGCUUCCACGCGAAGAAGGCUCUACAUUCACCAUGGAAGGUGUGGCGAACGACCGGCAAAUCAGAAUUUUCCUCUCCCAGCCAUUGUUCAUCAUCGCAGAAACCAUUCUGGGUAUUUACGUAUUUGCCGCCAUCUGCAUAUAUCUCUGGCGACCAGGACGCUUCUUGCCCCGGAUGCCGACUUCCAUCGCUGCCGUGAUAGCAUUGAUCGCGGCGAGUCAGGCUGUGCGUGACAUGCGUGGUACUAGUUUGUUGAGCCGGAGCGGACGUAGGAAGCACUUGCGCAGUGUGGGUGGAUCGUAUGGAUACGGAACGUUCGUUGGCCCUGAUGGGAAAUUACAUGAAGGCAUCGAGAAAGAGCCGCUGGUGAACGCUGUGCCUCUUCUGGGCGUUGUUGAAAAAGUGCAGACGGGCUUCUCGUCGAAGAACUUCACGUUCAAACGGAGUCAUGGUUGA
Molecule: messenger RNA, 3759 nt
Organism: Exserohilum turcica Et28A
Lineage: Eukaryota; Fungi; Ascomycota; Dothideomycetes; Pleosporales; Pleosporaceae
Exons: 5
Coding region: 1-3759 (1252 amino acids)
Source: RefSeq, a predicted model, not a curated record